GCCUCUUCUCUCUCUCACAUUUGUGAAGGCCAGCUAAGAUUGAAAACCCUUGCUAGGUAGAAACAAAAUUUCGUACAAUAUCCAUGGGCACAGAACAUGACAUUGGUGAUUACUUAACCCUAGUUUCAAUCACCAAAACCGUGUCUGUACUCCCAAAAGUUUUGCACCCACCAAAACUUCUCACCCUCUCAAACUUGGACAGGCAGAGUCCAAUCCAUAUGUACUUGGUUUUCUUUUACAAUUCUACCUCUGUUGCUCAUCACAAAAUCAACAAUUUGUCGCUUGAUGGUGCUGAUGAUUCGGUUUUCAGAAGCUUGAAGUGUGGAUUGGAAGAGACGCUAUCGGUGUGGUACCCAGCUGCGGGGAGGUUGAGCUGUGAUCACGGAAACAAGCUCAACUUAUGGUGCAACAACAAAGGUGCUGUUCUAGUCGAGGCGGAGACGCUGGUUGAGAUGUCGGAGCUUGGAGACCUAUCACAGUGCAAUGAAUUUUUUGAGAAAUUGGUUCACAAGCCUGUGUUUGAUGAAGACUUCUCAGAGAUGCCCUUGGUUGUUGCUCAGGUGACCAAGUUUGGCUGUGGAGGCUACUCAAUAGGUAUUGGUAUUAGCCACUCAUUGUUCGACGGACCGGCGGCGUAUGAAUUUAUGAGUGCAUGGGCUUCUAAUUCUACCAUAACUAUGAAACAACACAAAGUUUUGGAGAUUCCUAAGUUACCAGUGCACGACAGAGGAACACUAUUGAUGGACAAGUUUGAUGAAACUCCAAAAGGGAUUAGUACAGAGUUACUGCCAAACCGAAACGACGAUGGUUCUGCCGUGGUGACAAGGGCUGCAGCCGUGGAUCAUUUAUACCAAUUGAUCAUGCAAGCAGCAGCAUCUAAUGACCGCAUGAUCAAUUUCCUCAAAAAUGGGUCUAAUAUUUGGAAUCAAAUUAUUGAUAGUAAUUAUGCCCAUAAGACCUUUCAUCUGAGUGGUGCACUGAUUGAGAGUUUGAAGAAAGAAGUUUGUGGUGAUGAAAUGAGCAGCUUUUCAUGUUCAUCCUUUGAAGUUGCGGCUGCUCACCUCUGGAAGACAAAGACCAAAGCUUUUGGAGUGAGGAAGGAAGCAAUGGUGUGCCUGCAAUUUUCCGUCGACGUAAGGAACAAGGUGGACCCCGCACUUCCCCAAGGCUUCAGUGGCAAUGCAUUCGUGCUGGCCUCCGUUGCCCUAACGGCGGCACAGGUGGAGGAAGCCACCCACAAAGCCAUUAUCGAGAAGAUAAGAGAAGCCAAGAAGUCUGUCAACUCCUACGUGAAGGCAUACAUGGAGGCAGUUGGUGGGCCACAGACUACUCUGCCUCCUCUCGACGAGCUCACUUUGGUGUCUGACUGGACCAGAAUGCCCUUCCACAAAAUAGGGUUUUUGAAUGAAUCAGCAGCAUAUGCGUCCCCGUUGGCAUCUUUGAUCCCGCAGGUUGCGUAUUUCAUGCAAAACCCUAGUGAUUGUAAGGGCAUUGACAUGAGAGUCGGAUUGCAUCCGCAAAGCGUCAGCACUUUCUCUCGCUUGUUUCAUCGUUAACGAGCAGUGAAUACGGGCAAAUCCGCAACCUCUGUGGCUAAGCUCGGAUAGCGAAGGAAGCGAGAGAAAUGCUGUUGAGAUUAGAUUAUGUAAGAAUUCGAGUUCGAUUGUCCAAUCAAAUGUACCUAACACAAGACAACUUGCUGAAAUUAUUGUAUUUGUUUGGCGUUUACUUUCUCUUUUUGUUGGUAGUGGGGUGUGAGCUUUUGUCUGAAGGUGUUCUGUGGAAAGAUAAAAUGUUAUAUUAUAUAAUAUGAUUAUGAUUUGCCAUA
Messenger RNA from Malus domestica (apple), 1828 nucleotides. Its product is annotated as brassinosteroid-related acyltransferase 1-like. NCBI's taxonomy places the organism in Eukaryota, Viridiplantae, Streptophyta, Magnoliopsida, Rosales, Rosaceae. Gene Ontology annotation, molecular function: acyltransferase activity, transferring groups other than amino-acyl groups. The record is from RefSeq and is a predicted model, not a curated record.